Messenger RNA from Anastrepha ludens (Mexican fruit fly), 4884 nucleotides. RefSeq lists its product as uncharacterized. Gene Ontology annotation, molecular function: nucleic acid binding. Gene Ontology annotation, biological process: DNA integration. The transcript has 3 exons. The record is from RefSeq and is a predicted model, not a curated record. Lineage: Eukaryota; Metazoa; Arthropoda; Insecta; Diptera; Tephritidae. The coding region runs from base 1 to 4884 and encodes 1627 amino acids.
AUGACCAAGCUUGAAAAGUUGGAAGAGCAGAUGAAAUUGCAACAACAAUAUUUAGACAACAAAUAUAAGAUUCUUUCGCAGUAUAACGACCUGCCCUCAUCCAGCACUUCGAUGGCCUCUUUUAGCAAUGGGCCUACACCUGGGCAAUUAGCAGCAAGGCAGGCCAUACCUAAGCAGCUCCCAACCUUUAAUGGCGACCCUGAAGAAUGGCCGCUGUUUAUUAGCAGUUUCGAUAACAGCACUACGGUCGCGGGGUACACCGAUGCGGAGAAUUUUAUUAGAUUACAAGCGAGCCUUAAAGGCAAAGCACGGGAGAUGGUAAAAUGUAAAUUGUUUUUGCCGUCCAUGGUCCCUGAGAUCAUAAAAACUCUUAGAAUGUGCUUUGGCAGACCUGAACACAUCCUUGAGCGCGCAAUGAAUAAAGCUCGUGCUAUGCCUGCACUGAAGGAUAAAUUGGAGGGCCUUAUUGAAUUUGCACUCUGCGUCAGGAAUAUUUGUGCCACGAUGGAGGGAUGCCAAAUGUACAUGCACCUGCAUAACCCACUGCUCGUCAAGGAGUUGGUUGACAAGCUCCCCAACAACCAAAAGCUGAAGUGGGCGGUUCACCCGAAAGAUGAAAAGACUCCGGUGGUGAAACAAUUCAGCGACUGGUUGUACAAUCUAGCCGAAGCAGCCAGUACUGUCGUCUCUUUAGCACCUGCUAAAAGUAGUGCUACGGUUAACACGCAUACUAUCGACGUGAACACUCAGCAUCCAUCACCAGCUCGCAACAUAAUAUACCAAGGAGCAAGCAGUCGAAAAUGGGAGGAAGUUAAGGCGAACAACCUCUGUCGCCAAUGUUUGAAUCCGCAUAGACGGAAAUGUUUUAUGAAUAAAGUAUGUGGUGUAGAUGGUUGCACUAUAAAACAUAAUCCGUUACUACAUAAAACAAUCACGGUAAUGAGCCAACAAAAACCCAUCGCCGUAAGUACAAAUACAAACGAAUUUUUAGAUGCGCAGAUAAAUACGCACAGUAGCAGCCACGAAGAAAUGCAGCCACUCUUCAGAAUCGUUCCGAUUCGCAUUUAUUCUAAAAAUAAAGUACUGAAUAUAUUUGCAUUUUUAGAUGAAGGCUCUUCUGUGACGCUAAUGGAAAAAAGAAUAUUUGAUGAAUUAGGCUUGAAAGGUGAACAAGACCCUCUGUGUUUGCGGUGGACAGGUAACCCGACGCGUGUUGAAGAAAAUUCUGUGCGGGCGGCCAUCGAAAUUUCGAGUGUGACAAAUUGGCAGAAAUAUACUCUCAAGAAUAUUCAUACUGUUGACGAUCUCAAUCUUCCGGCACAGUCAAUCAAUGCAUCUGCGAUGGAGCGGCUAUAUCCAUAUCUAGCGGGACUGCCAAUUGCAUCAUAUAACAACGUAAAACCAUCAUUGCUUAUCGGUGCGGACAACUGGAGGUUGGCAAUUCCACUCAAAAUUAGAGAGGGAACCUGGUUCCAGCCCAUAGCGUCAAAAACCCGUUUAGGAUGGGCGUUGCAGGGGUGCAAUUCAAGACAGACUGCCGAAUAUCGACUAAAUAUACAUACAUGCGAUUGUCAAAAAAGAUACGAUGAGCUGCACGAGACUGUAAAAGAAUUCUUCACGUUAGAGUCAUCCAAACCUACUCAGCUACUGUCGGAAGAAGAUGCCAAAGCUGUGAGUAUUGCGAAUAACACUUGUAAAAAGGGCGAUAACUUUUACGAAAUUGGGCUACCGUGGCGUACCUCAAGUGUAUUGCUACCCAAUAACUAUGUAUAUGGUUUACAACGGCUGAUGUGUUUGCAGAGGAAGUUUGUUAAGGAUCCUAUACUAAAAUCUAAUAUUCAAAUUCAAAUCAAUAAUCUACUUUCCAAGGGGUACGCGAAAAAACUCUCCCCGAUUGAGGCUGCUAUUUCUAACGGUAAAACAUGGUAUUUGCCUAUUUUCAUUGUAAGCAAUCCAAAUAAGCCUGGAAAGCUUCGGAUGGUGUGGGAUGCUGCUGCAAAGGUGAACGGGGUGUCACUCAACAACUUCCUACUGAGUGGCCCAGACUUGCUUAACCCACUCGUUAGUAUUUUAUUAGCUUUUAGAGUAGGCAGAGUGGCUAUAUGCGGUGAUAUAGCGGAGAUGUUUCACCGUAUCAAUAUACGGGACAGCGACAUGCAUGCUCAGCGAUUUUUGUGGUGCGAUGACGGUGAUGAUCCUCAGCAACCAAGUAUUUAUGUCAUGCGAGCGUUGACCUUCGAAUUGAAUUGCGCUCCGUUUAUUGCCCACUACAUACGUGACAAAAAUGCUGACCAUUUUGAAAAUGAACUUCCUCGAGCCGUAGAAGCUGUAAAGAAGAACCAUUACGUGGAUGACUUUAUUGACUGUGGAGAUGAUGAACAAUCUGCGUUAGAAUUGGCUCAACAAGUAAAAAAAAUUCAUGGCGCCGCUGGCUUCAAUAUACGUGGCUGGUCUUCAAAUUCCAAAUUUGUCGUGGAGCAGCUCGAAGAAGAUCCUAUGUCAGUUCAAUCCGUCAAAGAAUGGGGUUCAACCACGAAAGUCCUCGGUAUGUUUUGGGACCCUUUAAGCGAUAAUUUUAAAUAUAUUUGUAGAUUUGCGAGACUUCGUCGCGAUGUUAUUAACGAAUCGAUCAUACCAACGAAAAGAGAAGCACUCCAAGUUUUAAUGUCGAUCUUCGACCCUCUUGGAUUUGUUUGCUGCUACACCGUAGGGUUAAAGAUCUUGCUGCAAGAUGUAUGGCGAUCUGGUCUCGCCUGGGACGACCCGCUCCAAGACAAUCUUUUCGACAAAUGGAACCAGUGGAAGUCCACUAUGCCAUUAAUAACAGCUGCCGAAAUACCUCGAUGUUAUUCACUAUUGCUGAAAGAUGCUGAAGAUGUUCAACUUCACACCUUUGUUGAUGCCGGGGAAAGCGCGUAUGCAGCCGUUUGCUACUUGCGUGUAUCAAAGGGAAACGACGUCACGGUUAGUUUAGUGGCUGGCAAAUCCAAAGUCGCACCGCUAAAGCCAUUAUCGAUACCCAGACUAGAGUUGCAGGCGGCGGUAAUUGGUGUGAGGCUGGCGAACAUGGUAAGCAAUACGCAACGUAUUAACAUAAUGUCGAAAUAUUGGUGGACAGACUCAAAGACGGUGCUAAGAUGGAUGCGAAUGGACCCUAAAAACUUCCACCAAUUCGUGAUGCAUAGAAUAGGCGAAAUUCUAGAGGCAUCAAACGUAAGCCAGUGGCGGUGGGUUCCCUCGAGAAAUAAUCCCGCUGAUUUAGCUACAAAAACAACUACACGUCAGUGCUACCAAUUGUGGUUUACCGGCCCAAAUUUUUUAAAGUCGAGCGCAGAAGUUUGGCCGCAGUGGGAAGAGUUAAGCUUAGAGGAGUGCGACGAUUCGGAAAUUAAACAUUAUGUUCUACAUAUGAAAAAGGAACACAUGAACAACCUGAUGCUGAACGUGGAGCACUUUUCCAGCUGGAAACGUUUGUAUCGAGCUGUGGCUACAUUUUUAUUUUACGUCGACCGAUUACGCUCAGUUGUGCUAGCAAGGCAACGGAAAACAUCCAUCGACUUUGACAUGAUUCAGAAAGCUCAAUGUCUUCUUAUAAGGUAUGCUCAGUCCAUUGAAUAUUGUGAAGAGAUCAGGUGCCUCAAACGCGGUAAGAAUAUUGACAACUCUAGCAAACUCUUUACUAUAAACGUUUACUUAGACACAGAUGGCAUAAUAAGAUGCAAAAGUCGAGUUGAACACUUAAACAACCAUGAAGAUAUUAAAGUGAUGCCUAAUUCUCAUCAUGUCACCUUUUUAAUAGUGCGUUGGGCUCACGAAAAUUUCCAUCACCUGAUGCAUGAGUCUGUAAUCAAUCAAAUUCGUGGUACAUACUUUAUAAAUCGACUGAGGGUGUUGUAUAAAAGAGUGCGCGCAGAGUGUCAAAAAUGUAAAAACCGUAGCUCCAUUCCUCAGCCGCCACAAAUGGCAGCGCUGCCGGCUGCAAGGAUUGCCGCUUUCGAGAGGCCCUUCACGUAUGUAGGUAUCGACUAUUUUGGCCCAUUGCUUGUCAUCGUGGGAAGAAGGCGAGAAAAGAGAUGGGGCGUUCUAUUUACAUGUCUAACGCUUCGCGCUAUACACAUCGAAGUUGCCCACAGCUUAAAUACCAGUUCCUGUAUCAUGGCGAUACGCAACUUUAUAUCACGACGCGGCUAUCCCAGGGAGAUAUUCUCGGACAACGGCUCCAAUUUCAAGGCAUCUGAAAAAAUAAUUAGCGAGAGUCUGAAAAAUAUCGAUUUGAAUGGUAUCGCCUCAUCUUUCGACCGAGUAAAAUGGAGAUUUAAUCCACCAAGCGCCCCCCAUAUGGGUGGUGCAUGGGAAAGGCUUGUGAGAUCAGUGAAGACUGUGCUUUAUGAAACACUACCUUCAACAAGUUUCAGCGAUGAAAGCUUGCGAAGUGCAUUGAAUGAAGUAGAAUUUAUCCUGAACGCCCGCCCGCUUACAUCUGUUUCUUUGGAAAAUGGUGACGACGAGGCUCUUACUCCCAACCACUUGCUGAUUGGGUCAUCGGAUGGCUACAAGCCAAUAUGUAGCGACACCGUCGAUCUGCGUCAACGUUGGCAAUUGACCCAACAAUUCGCUGACCGCUUUUGGCAUCGAUGGGUGAAGGAAUAUAUACCGGUCAUCUCUAGACGUACCAAGUGGUUCACAAAACAACGCCCAGUACGUAUUGGCGAUGUCGUGGUAAUUGCAGACCAAGACCUGCCGAGGAACUGCUGGCCGAAAGGCAGAAUUGUAGAUGUGGUAAAAGCGAAGGAUGGCCAAGUUCGGAGCGCUAGGGUAGAAACCAAAUCAGGCAUUCUUCAUCGACCGAUUGCAAAAGUAGCGGUGUUAGAUGUCGGUACCUAG